Alternaria burnsii is the source of this 1755-nucleotide messenger RNA. RefSeq lists its product as uncharacterized. NCBI's taxonomy places the organism in Eukaryota, Fungi, Ascomycota, Dothideomycetes, Pleosporales, Pleosporaceae. Bases 1 to 1755 code for a protein of 584 amino acids. The transcript has a single exon. The record is from RefSeq and is a predicted model, not a curated record.
AUGUGCGGCUUUACUAUAAUUCAUCACACAGUGUGUGGCCACAAGCAUGUUUCUACCACUGUAGAGCAUACGCUACUUUGCGACUGGGCAACGGACAGAAAUCUUCAACAAGGCAUCGAUUGUGCUCCGGCACCAUGCAAGUUCUCGAACGAUACUGCGACAUGUAUCGUGGCGACAAGUCGGCUUUUCAACUACUGCGAAGACUGCCGCGCCGAGCUCGACAUCGAACCGCGAGGGGAAGACGAGGGUGUCCUCCAGAAGUACGCGCACGUCAAAAAAGAUGCCGUAGGUCUGUAUGACCAAGCUGAAUAUCAAGACUUGGAAAACCUCCGCAACUACCUAAGAGAAAGAGAGAAACGAGGGCUCAAGCUGCAGGAGGAGUUCGAUGCCUAUGUUGAUACUCAGCCCGGCGGCGUGCUGCAUCUGCAAUUACGAGACUUCUUCUCCCAGUUACAACCGGCCGGCUAUCAUGGGCUUUAUCUAGACAAGCUCCGGGCUUGUAUUCAUUGGUUACCUGUACUAGAGCAGUUGGCGACGCAAAAAGCGCCGAACAAACUUUUCACAGAUACAGUGCUCUGGGUGUUUGGCCAAGCUGAAAGCGUUUCACUGGUACUAGACCGCCUGAGUGAUGUACUCGCUUAUCUUCGUCAGUUUGAGCCUUCAAAGCCGAAGACAACGCCUGGGAAAGCCGAUCAGUCAUCUCAAAAGAUCAGCAUCGAACUUAAUGGCAAUGAGACACAAAUAGAUUACCUCGUCUAUUUGUUGAUACUACAGCAUCGGGGAUGUGGUCUGGGAUUGAAAAACCCUGACUUCGCACACUACUUCAACCCCGAUUUUCAGCCAUCCUUCAACAGGCUCUUGACAUUUCGCAUCCGCGAGGCAGCGAGGCAGAUCCGCAUUGACAAGCCAAUCCCGAGAAGCAUACAAAAGCACAAACGGUACAAAGCCGGCACAAUGAACAUGCGGAACUUGGGAUAUAAACUUUACAAAGGGUUACUAGCAGAUGAGCCGGCUUCCAAUUGCGAGGCGGAGCAUAUCAAGAUCCCAUACGUGGAUCAUGCUGAGCGUAUUGAUAUUGAAGAUGAGCAUGGAAAUAAACUUAUUUGGGAUGUAAACGGCACAUCGAAACUUAUGCUGGCAAGGUCUGCACCAAAACCUUUUCAGCCGAUCGAACAGAAUCAGGUUGAGGAGCAACCCGAGACACAACAAGGAGGAUAUGGCUUUUCAUACUCCAACUCUGACUCCGAUACCGAACCCGAAGUCCGUAAAGCACUGGAGGAGCCUGAUCUGUCAAUAGCAGGCGGAGUUCUGAAUGCAAGAGUGGGUAGGACUGAGCAGCUAGAAGACCGAGCCACGGAGGACAGUGAUGACUCUCCGGUGUUGGAACGAGAGCAUGACGUGCCUUUCUCGCCGCAACGUACACGAGCACCUCUCUCGUUUGUCGAUCCGAAUCGGAGGAUCAAGGCCCUACGUACGCGCCUGUUGAAGGAAGAUACGGUAUUGCGUUCAGCCAGUCUGCAGGUUCAUUUUACGGUAGCAGAAGACCAUGCAAACGAAGAUGGAUUACCCAACGGAAGUGAAACCGGUGCCAAGCGGAAGCAUGAAGGCACACAUAAUUCCAAUGGUCGGACCGGUGGUUUCGACUUUGCAGUAGCAUCACCUAGCAUGGACUCCUCGUCAUCUCUUUCUAGUCUUUCGGGUCCAGCCUCGCCUGAACUUCCAUCGUCACCACCGCCGAAUAAACCCUCCAGAUAG